AUGGCUUCUAUGACGACCUUGAACGGUAGUAGACUCGACAGGUCGCUGCUUGAAGCAGUCUUGAAACCACGGCUCUUCUUCAGCGAGGUCUUCGAGAUCUACCGUCUUUCGCCCAACUUCAAGGGCGACAACCGUGGUCUCUACGACUACGGACUGCUUGGAACUGCCUUGCAGACAAAUAUUGUCGAUGCCUGGAGGAAGCACUUUGUUCUCGAGGAAAACUUUCUGGAGCUAGACUGCAGCGUACUAACACCCGAGUUUGUCCUCAAGACAAGUGGUCAUGUCGACAAGUUCGCCGACUUGAUGUGCAAGGGCCCCGCCAAGGGUGAAUACCUAAGAGCCGAUCACCUCGUUGAGAAUGUCCUGGAAUCGCGACUCUCGUGGGGGCUAAACGGGCCUUCCAAGGACUCUCCCAAGUUGGGUGAUGCAGCCAUUUCCGAAUAUAAUGACAUCCUUGCCAAGAUUGGCAAUUACGAUGGCCCCCAACUUGGUGAGUUGAUCACACGGCUCGAUAUUCGAAAUCCAGACGGCAACGGCGAGGCCAACCCGCCAAUCCCUUUCAACUUGAUGUUUAAAUCUACGAUUGGCCCUAGUUCAGCUACACCUAUCUGCCUCCGUCCCGAGACGGCCCAGAGUCACGUUGGAAAGGCCUAUAAAAACGAGAUCUCGCCCAGGUCUGGGCUUCUCCAAGUCAGGGAGUUCCUGGUGGCUGAGAUAGAGCAUUUUGUCGAACCCGAAAACAAGCAGCACGCCCGGUUUUCCGAAGUCUGCAACGUCAAGUUGCCUCUCCUUGAUAAGGAGAAGCAGCUUGCUGGAAACACGACGCCUCAGACGCUGACCGUAGGAGAAGUGGUCAAAUCCAAGGUGGUUGACAACGAAACCCUGGGCUACUUCCUGGGAAGAGUCAUGCUGUUUCUCCUCAAGAUCGGAAUCGACCCCUUAAAAGUUCGGUUUAGGCAGCAUAUGGACAAUGAAAUGGCGCACUAUGCAUGUGACUGCUGGGAUGCCGAGCUCCUGACGAGCUACGGCUGGAUCGAGUGCGUUGGAUGUGCUGAUCGGAGCGCAUACGACUUGGCAGUACACUCAAAGUACACGGGCACUCCUUUGGUCGUUGAACAAGCCCUGUCCGAGCCUGUCAAGAAGCUUGUCGACCCACGUUUCAAGCGCGAUGCGAAGGCCAUGCAAACAAGCUUAGCCACUCAGCUCAGAGAAACCGGGGCUGUGACCAUCAAUACGCCCGUCUUGUCUGACGGCAGCACUUCCGUGGAGCUCUCGAGCAAUCUUCUGGCUAUCUCCAAAGUGACUCGUACUUCGAACACGCGCAAAUACACCCCGAAUGUCAUUGAACCAUCAUUCGGUAUUGGCCGGAUUCUGUACAGUCUCCUUGAACAGGUUUAUUGGCAUCGGCCCCACGAUGCUGCAAGAGCAGUACGCUACGUCGGACUUUUGAACCUUGAUUCGUCUAGUGCAUCUAUCGGCAAGAGAUAUGCACGAAAUGACGAGCUGGGCACGCCGCUGGGCAUCACUAUUGACUUUGACACACUGGCAGAUGGUUCCAUCACCCUCAAGGAGCGGGACAGCAUGACUAGCUUCGAGAACCUAGCAGAUAGCAUAGAGUCGUGGGAAGAGAUCUCGCAGCGAUUGCAGCCAUUUUUGGGCCAAGGCCAGGAGGACUAG
Lasiosphaeria miniovina is the source of this 1677-nucleotide messenger RNA. RefSeq names its product glycyl-tRNA synthetase 1. Bases 1 to 1677 code for a protein of 558 amino acids. Gene Ontology annotation, biological process: mitochondrial glycyl-tRNA aminoacylation. The record is from RefSeq and is a predicted model, not a curated record. Gene Ontology annotation, molecular function: glycine-tRNA ligase activity; ATP binding. Gene Ontology annotation, cellular component: mitochondrion; cytoplasm. The transcript has 7 exons. NCBI's taxonomy places the organism in Eukaryota, Fungi, Ascomycota, Sordariomycetes, Sordariales, Lasiosphaeriaceae.